AUGCAACUCGCCAUAGCUCGACUAGCAACUCCCAGGAGUCUCGUUUCGAGGACGUGGCAUAACCUGGCCCGCAGCAUGACCUGUCAGCCGAAAAAGGGCCCCAGUUACAAGCUAAAGCUGGCGCUGCCCAGGGACUACUCCCGCGUGGUUGAGUUCAUGGGGGCGACUUACAUGGAGAACGAGCCGAUCCUCGUGAACGUCGGACUAGCCGGCGAUUGCGCCGCACAGCCCGCCUUGUUGAGCGCGAUGCACAAUCACGUGAGCGCGGGCAUGACCUUUUUUGCGGAGGACCACCGCGGCUGCCUCGUUGCUGCGGUCGUCAACAAAAACACCCGGCAAGCCGAGCUCAUGCCCCCCGGCUAUUACACCCAAACCUUGGGCUGCGAGCUCCCACCCAAGGUCGCCAAGUUGUUCGACUUUUACGAGUACCUCGCCCGUGUCCCGGACCUUUGGGCCACCUACUGCGUCGACGACAUAUUCGAGUGCACCCACUUGGCCGUGCACCCCGACCACCAGGGCAAAGGGCUGGCCCGGCGCCUGGUCGCCGAGAGCUGGAUCCUCGGCCGGGACCUCGCUUUCCGGCUCUUUCGCAUCGACUGCAGCAGCAGGUACACAGCUAUGAUAGCCGAGGGCUUUGGCUGGAAGUGCGUGUACAGUCUGCCGUAUCGGCGUUACUUCGCCAACGGGGAGUUUUUCUUCAAGUGCAUCCAAGAGCCCCACACCGAGAUCAGGACUUACGUCGACGAGCUCGACUAUUGCGACGGCUACUACCCCCCCAUGCGUCGUCGCUAA
Molecule: messenger RNA, 792 nt
Organism: Copidosoma floridanum
Lineage: Eukaryota; Metazoa; Arthropoda; Insecta; Hymenoptera; Encyrtidae
Product: Arylalkylamine N-acetyltransferase-like 3
Molecular function (GO): N-acetyltransferase activity
Source: RefSeq, a predicted model, not a curated record